AUGUAUAUCACGAGGCUCUCACUUCGUGCUCUUCUUCUUCACCUUUCUUCACCAUCGUUUCAGUUCUCCCGAUCCAGAACCCCCACAAUCAAUACUCCACUACAUCUCGAUUCAAUUGAGUUACCUCCGACGCUAAGUGACCUGGAUCUCACGGUGAACCGUUUAUCGGAAUUGGACUCGAGGAUCGCUCACCUCUCUAUGCUCAAGAAGCUUUCUCUUCGCCAAAACCUAAUCGAAGACUCCGCCGUCGAGCCUCUCUCUCGCUGGGACGCGUUGUCCGAUCUCGAGGAGCUGAUUCUCAGAGAUAACAAGCUAGCAGAAGUACCAGAUAUAAGCAUAUUCUCAAGGCUUUUGGUCUUUGACGUAUCUUUCAAUGAAAUCACUUCGUUGGAAGGAUUAUCAAAGGCCUCUAGCACGUUGAAGGAGCUCUAUGUGUCUAAGAAUGAAGUUUACAAGAUUAUGGAAAUUGAACACUUGCACGACUUGCAGAUUCUUGAGCUAGGGUCCAAUAGAUUGCGGGUGAUGGUGAAUAUGGAGAGCUUGACAAAGUUAGAAGAGCUGUGGCUGGGAAGAAACCGUAUCAAAGUUGACUGUGUUGCUCUUGCAGAGUUGUAUCUGAGCCAUAAUGGUAUCUCAAAAAUGGAAGGCUUGAGUGCGUUGGUUAACCCACGGGUAUUAGACGUGUCGAACAACAAGCUCACAUCAGUUGAUGAUAUUCAGAGCCUCACAAAGUAUUUCACUUUUCCUUUUCUUCAGGACUGA
Brassica napus (rape) is the source of this 762-nucleotide messenger RNA. Its product is annotated as protein phosphatase 1 regulatory inhibitor subunit PPP1R7 homolog. The coding region runs from base 1 to 762 and encodes 253 amino acids. Gene Ontology annotation, cellular component: cytoplasm. The record is from RefSeq and is a predicted model, not a curated record. Gene Ontology annotation, molecular function: protein binding. The transcript has 4 exons. Lineage: Eukaryota; Viridiplantae; Streptophyta; Magnoliopsida; Brassicales; Brassicaceae.